Messenger RNA from [Candida] anglica, 3420 nucleotides. The record is from the annotation of a GenBank genome assembly. Lineage: Eukaryota; Fungi; Ascomycota; Pichiomycetes; Serinales; Debaryomycetaceae.
ACAAAAUCGGGGGUUUGAAAAAAAAGUGUAGGAAUUUUUUUUUUGAGGUUUAAGAGGAAAGCUACAAAAAAAAAAAGUUUUGACCAGUUGUUGCAUGCAAUUAGGUAGAAUCUGGCUAAGGAAUCACACGCUUCUCAGAGUAUAUCAACGUCCUGUAGUGUUUAAAAGACAGUUCGCUAAAAUGAGUGAAGUCACAAAUAAGAUUGAACAACAGGCUCAGCAACCAGCUGCCGCUGGUGCUGCUCCUGCUGCUGCUGCUGUUGGUGCCACCGCUGAUGGUGCUCCAGUCAAGGAAAAGACCGCCAAGGAACUUGAAAAGGAACGUAAGAAGGCCGAAAAGUUGGCCAAGUUCAAUGCCAAGAAGGCAAAGAAGGAGGCUGCUCCAGCUGCAGCUCCAAAGCCAAAGAAGGAAAAGAAGGUUGCCGAACCAGUCCCAGAAUUCAUUGAUGAGACUAAGGCUGGUGACAAGAAGAUUUUGGUUUCUCUUGAAGAGCCAGCCUUCAAGGCCUACAGUCCUAAGAACGUUGAAUCUUCUUGGUACUCCUGGUGGGAAAAGGAAAACUUGUUUGCUCCAGAAUUCACUGAAUCUGGUGACAUCAAGCCAGAAGGUUGUUUCAGUAUUCCAGCUCCUCCACCAAAUGUCACUGGUGCCUUGCAUAUUGGACAUGCAUUGACCAUUUCUAUUCAAGAUUCCUUGAUCAGAUACAACAGAAUGAAGGGGAAGACCACCUUGUUCCUUCCAGGUUUCGACCACGCCGGUAUUGCUACUCAGAGUGUUGUUGAAAAGCAAUUAUGGGCCAAGGAAAAGAAGACCAGACAUGACUACGGUCGUGAAAAGUUCAUUGAAAAGGUUUGGGAAUGGAAGGAAGACUACCAUGGAAGAAUUAAAAACCAAGUCAAGAAGUUGGGUGCUUCUUAUGAUUGGUCCAGAGAAGCCUUCACCUUGAGUCCUGAAUUGACUGAAUCCGUCACUGAAGCCUUUGUUAAGCUCCACGAAGAUGGUACUAUCUACAGAGCUUCUCGUUUGGUUAACUGGUCCGUUAAGUUGAACACUGCCAUUUCUAACUUGGAAGUUGACAACAAGAAUGUUGCUGGUAAAACUUUACUUUCCGUUCCAGGUUAUGACAACAAAAUUGAAUUCGGUGUUUUGACUUCCUUCUCUUACAAGGUCGUUGGUUCUGAUGAAGUUUUGACUGUUGCUACCACCAGACCAGAAACUAUUUUCGGUGACACCGGUAUUGCUGUUCAUCCAAAGGAUCCAAGAUACACUCACUUGCACGGACAAUUUGUUCAACAUCCAUUUUUGGACCGUAAGAUUCCAAUUGUCACUGAUGGUGAAGCCGUUGAUAUGGAAUUCGGUACCGGUGCUGUUAAGAUUACCCCAGCACAUGACACCAACGAUUACAACACUGGUAAGAGACAAAGCCUUGAAUUCAUUAACAUCUUGACUGAUGACGGUUUGUUGAAUGAAAACUGUGGUCCUGAAUGGAGCGGAAUGAAGCGUUUUGAUGCCAGAGCCAAGGUUAUUGAACAAUUGAAGGAAAAAGGUUUGUUUGUUGACCAAAAGGACAACGAAAUGACCAUUCCAGUUUGUUCUAGAUCUGGUGAUGUUAUUGAACCAUUGUUGAAGCCACAAUGGUGGGUCCAACAAAAGGACAUGGCCACCGAAGCUAUCAAGGCUGUCAAGGAUGGACGUAUUACCAUUACUCCAAAGACUUCUGAAGCCGAAUACUUCCACUGGCUCGAAAACAUUCAAGAUUGGUGUAUUUCUCGUCAAUUAUGGUGGGGUCAUAGAUGUCCUGUCUACUAUGUUGUGAUUGAAGGCAUGGAAGAAGACAGAUUAAACAACGACUACUGGGUUGCCGGUAGAACUUACGAAGAAGCUCUCGAAAAGGCCCAAAAGAAGUUCCCUGAUACCAAGUUUACUUUGGAACAAGAUGAAGAUGUCUUGGACACCUGGUUCUCCUCUGGUUUGUGGCCAUUCUCCACUCUUGGAUGGCCAAACAAGAGUGUUGAUAUGUCCAAGUUCUACCCUAUGUCUAUGUUGGAAACCGGUUGGGAUAUUUUGUUCUUCUGGGUUACUCGUAUGAUUUUACUUGGUCUUAAGUUGACUGGUGACAUUCCAUUCAAAGAAGUUUUCUGUCACUCAUUGGUUCGUGACUCUCAAGGUAGAAAGAUGUCCAAGUCUUUGGGUAACGUCGUCGAUCCAUUGGACGUCAUUGCCGGUAUUCCUCUUCAAGGACUCCACGACAAGCUUUUGGUGGGUAACUUAGAUCCAAAGGAAUUGAAGAAGGCUAUGGAAGGUCAAAAGAUUUCUUACCCUAACGGUAUCCCAGAGUGUGGUACUGAUGCUAUGAGAUUUGCCUUGUGUGCCUACACUACUGGUGGUAGAGACAUUAACUUGGAUAUCUUGAGAGUUGAAGGUUACAGAAAGUUCUGUAACAAGAUUUACCAAGCUACCAAGUUCGUGUUGAUGAGAUUGGGUGCUGAUUACAAGCCUCCAGCAACUGUUGCUGUCACCACUGAAACUUCUUUGGUUGAAAAGUGGAUUUUGCACAAGAUGAAUGAAACCGCCAAGUCCAUGAACAAGAGUUUGGAUCAAAGAGACUUUGCUGAAUCUACCACUGCUAUUUACAACUUCUGGUACGAUUUGUGUGAUGUUUACAUUGAAAACUCCAAGUCUUUGAUUCAAGAUGGUACUGAAGCCCAAAAGAUUUCUGCUCAAGACACUUUAUACGCCUGUAUCGAAGGUGCCUUGAAGAUGAUGCAUCCAUUCAUGCCUUUCAUCACCGAAGAAAUGUGGCAAAGAUUACCACGUAGAGAAGGUGAAAAGGCCAUUUCUAUUGUUACUGCCAAGUACCCAGAAUACGAAGCCAAGCUCGACGAUGUCAAGUCAUUGGAAGCAUAUGAAUUAGUCUUGGAUAUCACCAAGGGUGCUAGAUCUUUGUUAUCUCAAUACAACAUCUUGAAGAAUGGUUCCGUCUUUGUGGAAUCUUCUAACAAGGAUAUUGCCAACAUCGCCAAAGACCAAGAAGAUUCUAUUGUCUCUUUGAUUAAGGGUGUUGAAAAGAUUUCUGUUGUUGAAAGUGCCAAGGAUGUUCCAUCUGGUUGUGCCUUGCAAUCUAUUAACCCUGAAUGUACUGUUCACGUUUUAGUUAAGGGUCAAAUCGACUUGGAUGCUGAAAUUGCCAAGGUUAACAAGAAAUUGGAUGUUGCUAAGGAUUUCCAAACCAAGUUGAACGAUUCUAUUUCCAAGUUUACUGAAAAGACCAAGGAAGUUGCUAAGGAAGCUGCUUUCAAGAGACAAGAAAACUACAAGGCUGAAAUUGAAGGUUACGAGCAAACUAUUGCCAUUCUUGAGAAGUUGAAGUUGUAGAUUAUAUAAAGAUUUGUUAGAAGCAAUUAUAAUUAGUAUUGAAA